This is a messenger RNA of Ornithodoros turicata, 1828 nucleotides long. RefSeq names its product TRAF3-interacting protein 1-like. Gene Ontology annotation, cellular component: centrosome; ciliary basal body; intraciliary transport particle B. Gene Ontology annotation, biological process: cilium assembly; regulation of microtubule cytoskeleton organization; intraciliary transport. The transcript has 14 exons. Lineage: Eukaryota; Metazoa; Arthropoda; Arachnida; Ixodida; Argasidae. The record is from RefSeq and is a predicted model, not a curated record. Bases 85 to 1806 code for a protein of 573 amino acids. Gene Ontology annotation, molecular function: microtubule binding.
UCCGUUAUGUUGGGGAAUAGGACGAAGCGCUGGCGUGGUGGUUCCACGUAUCGACUAACAACUGUGUUCACAACCUAAUACACCAUGGCAGACGAAAUUAGCUCCAAAGUGAUCAAGAAAACACAAGAUCUGCUGGGAUCAGUCAUAAAGAAGCCUCCUCUUCAUGACAAACUACUGAAGAAACCACCGUUUCGGUUCCUGCAUGACGUCAUACAUAAUGUUAUCAAAACUACAAAGUUCCUGGACGGCCUCUACACAGCCGACGAACUCAACUCAGAAAACAUCAAGGACAAAGAGGGAAAAGUUGCAUUUCUACAGAAGGCUAUUGACGCUCUCAUGAUGGUUACGGGCAGCCCUCUCUCCACGAGGCCAUCGAAGAUCGUAGCCGGUCAUGAACCAGAGAAAACCAACGAAUUCCUUCAACUGCUCGCCAAGGCAGCAGCCAAAAAGAUGGACUCCACAGAGGCAGUGAAGAGGAUUCUUGCGGGCGAAAGGCCCAGUGUUGCCAGUAAAAGCGAGAAGAAGGAUUCGAGCAAGAAGAAAGAGAAGACACCCAAGAAAGAGUCGAGCAGCAAGACGACCGAACCCAAGGGCCUAACGAACGGCGAAGCAGCGACCGAAAAGUCGUCAGACAAGGAAAAGGUGAAGUCUGCUAGGACGAACGACACGACUAAGGAAGCAUCCGCCAAGUCCAGAUCCAAGCGGUCUAGCCAAGCCGUAGCCGACGACCAAGCCACAACGUCAAACGGACACGACGCAGAGGAAGCUGGUCACGUGGCAGACCAACGUCACGCGGAAGAGUCUAUGACGCAGGGGAGAGCACCCACAGCACAAAGUUCUCGACCACGAACGAGUUCACGCAAGGUGAAAGCUAAAGAAGCAGAAGCCAACCAGGACCCACAAGAGCAUACGUCAUCAAUGCCCGAUGGACAUGACGUCGUUUCUGCUGAUGUGAAAGAAGUGACAGCAAGACCACAGAGCACAGUGAGGCCCAUGAUUGGUCGACCGCCAACAUCGCUUCUUCCGGAAGAUGAGACUGUGAAUGCGGUGCCAGAUAUAACUCUUCAAAUGAACGGCGAUGACUUGGAUUCAGAGCGACCGCCAACGAGAUCAACCCUACGGACAUCUCGUCCCCGAAGUUCCCGUCCCGCUGCACCGAGAAUUCGCAAGCGAGAAACACCGGCGGAAGAAGACGCUCCCGCCAGGACUCCAACAGCGAAGCCGGUAGAAAACCUUAUCUUAGAUAACAAGGAGACGGAGGAUAAGGAAGAAGAGGAGGAGUCCUUUGUAGUCGCCCAACCACCAGAUCUAAUUAUCAGCAAACACGAAGCAGAAGCGGACAACGAUGGCACGGAACAAGGAAGUCUAGUCCGACAACUUCUAGAGACCAAAAAAGAAUUGGAACAUGGCAGUCAUCAAUCUCCUUCCAUAUCACAACAGGAGAAGCCUUUGAACAGACAGCAGACCCGUGAGCGCAGUGCCAUGGAGAACCUUCGUCGACACAUCCAGAGCGUCAGCCGUAGCGCCCUGCCCCUGGGACGUCUCCUGGACCUCAUGUCGGAGGAUCUGGAGUCCAUGCAAACGGAACUGCGGUCGUGGAGAGAGGAGCACACCCGGUGCCUCAAGGCAUACCUUGCGGAACAGAGUCGAACAGAAUCCAUUGUGGAGCCGCUGAAACAGAACCUGGAGGAACUAGACCAAAGGAUAGCUGAACAAACAGAGGCCAUUUCGGCAACAAAGGCAAACUUGUUUAGCAACGAGGAGCGCCUGCACAGGAUUCUAGCAGCUGCAAAUCUCCUCAAAUAAGAACCAUUAAAAAGUAUUGUGC